This is a messenger RNA of Ochotona curzoniae (black-lipped pika), 6233 nucleotides long. It is a transcript of the gene IRS2, whose product is annotated as insulin receptor substrate 2. Gene Ontology annotation, molecular function: insulin receptor binding; phosphatidylinositol 3-kinase binding. The transcript is spliced from 2 exons. NCBI's taxonomy places the organism in Eukaryota, Metazoa, Chordata, Mammalia, Lagomorpha, Ochotonidae. Gene Ontology annotation, biological process: insulin receptor signaling pathway. The record is from RefSeq and is a predicted model, not a curated record. Bases 1 to 4014 code for a protein of 1337 amino acids. Gene Ontology annotation, cellular component: cytosol; plasma membrane.
AUGGCGAGCCCGCCGCCGCAGGGGCCCCCGGAGCCGGCGGGCGGCCCCAACCUCAACAACAACAACAACAACGACAACCACAGCGUGCGCAAGUGCGGCUACCUGCGCAAGCAGAGGCACGGCCACAAGCGCUUCUUCGUGCUGCGCGGGCCCGGCGCGGCCGGCGACGAGGCGGGCGGAGCGGGGGGCCCGCCGCAGCCGCCGCGGCUCGAGUACUACGAGAGCGAGAAGAAGUGGCGGAGCAAGGCGGGCGCCCCGAAGCGGGUGAUCGCGCUCGACUGCUGCCUCAACAUCAACAAGCGCGCCGACGCCAAGCACAAGUACCUCAUCGCCCUCUACACCAAGGACGAGUACUUCGCCGUGGCGGCCGAGAACGAGCAGGAGCAGGAGGGCUGGUACCGCGCGCUCACCGAGCUCGUGAGCGAGGGCCGAGCCGCCGCCGCCGACGGCUCCCCGGCCGGCUCGGCCCCCGCCGGGGCUGCGUCCUGCAGCGCCUCCCUGCCCGGCGCCCGCGGCGGCUCGGCCGGCGCCGCGGCCGACGACAGCUACGGGCUGCUGGCGCCCGCCACGGCCGCCUACCGCGAGGUGUGGCAGGUGAACCUGAAGCCCAAGGGCCUGGGCCAGACCAAGAACCUGACGGGCGUGUACCGGCUGUGCCUGUCGGCGCGCACCAUCGGCUUCGUGAAGCUCAACUGCGAGCAGCCGUCGGUGACGCUGCAGCUCAUGAACAUCCGCCGCUGCGGCCACUCGGACAGCUACUUCUUCAUCGAGGUGGGCCGCUCGGCCGUCACGGGCCCCGGCGAGCUGUGGAUGCAGGCCGACGACUCGGUGGUGGCGCAGAGCAUCCACGAGACCAUCCUGGAGGCCAUGAAGGCGCUCAAGGAGCUCUUCGAGUUCCGGCCGCGCAGCAAGAGCCAGUCGUCGGGCUCCUCGGCCACGCACCCCAUCAGCGUGCCGGGCGCGCGCCGCCACCACCACCUGGUUAACCUGCCCCCGAGCCAGACGGGCCUGGUGCGCCGCUCGCGCACCGACAGCCUGGCCGCCACCCCGCCCGCCGCCAAGGGCAGCGCCAGCCGGGUGCGCACGGCCAGCGAGGGCGACGGCGGCGCGGGGGCGGCGGCGGGGGCGGCGGGGCCGGGGCCGGGGGCCGGCGCGGCGGGCGGCCGGCCCGUGUCGGUAGCAGGCAGCCCCCUGAGCCCCGGGCCGGUGCGCGCGACCCUGAGCCGCUCGCACACCCUGAGUGCGGGUGGCAGCGGCCGCGCCUGUAAGGUGGCACCGUCGCCGGCAGGCGGCAUCCUGCAGCACAGCCGCUCCAUGUCCAUGCCCGUGGCGCACUCGCCCCCGGCCGCCACGGCCGCCGCCGCCAGCCCCGGCAGCCUGUCGUCCAGCAGCGGCCACGGCUCGGGCUCCUACCCGCUGCCUUCGGGCCCGCACCUGCCGCACCCGCUGCCGCACGCCUCCGGCCAGCGGCCCUCCAGCGGCAGCGCCUCCGCCUCGGGCUCGCCCAGCGACCCUGGCUUCAUGUCCCUGGACGAGUACGGCUCCAGCCCCGGCGACCUCAGAGCCUUCUGCACGCACCGGAGCAACACGCCCGAGUCCAUCGCCGAGACGCCCCCGGCCAGGGACGGCGGCGGCGGCGGCGAGCUGUGCGGGUACGUGACCAUGGAGCGGCCCCUGAGCCACUGCGGCCGCGCCUACCGCCGGGUCUCCGGGGACAGCGCCCAGGACAUGGAGCGCGGGCUGAGGAAACGCACCUACUCGCUGACCACCCCCGCGCGCCAGCGCCCGGCGCCCCAGCCCUCGUCGGCCUCGCUGGACGAGUACACUCUGAUGCGGGCCACGUGCUCGGGCAGCUCGGGCCGCCUGUGCCCGUCCUGCCCCGCGUCGGCCUCGCCCCGUGUGGCCUACAACCCCUACCCGGAGGACUACGGGGACAUCGAGAUCGGCUCGCACCGCAGCUCCAGCAGCAACCUUGGCGCGGACGACGGCUACGUGCCCAUGACGCCCGGCGCCGCCCUGCUGGGAGCUGGCCGCGGUGGCGGAGGCGAUGACUACAUGCCCAUGAGCCCUACCAGCGUGUCUGCGCCCAAACAGAUCCUGCAGCCGCGCGCCCCCGCCCCUGCCGCCCUCCCCCCGCCCACGGGGACGGUCGUGCCCGUGCCCGGUCCCCCAGCCGCACCCAACGGCAGGGCCUUCGCUGGGACCGCCACUGGCGGCUACAAGGCCACCUCUCCAGCCGACAGCUCCUCGGAUGACAGCGGGUACAUGCGCAUGUGGUGCGGCUCCAAGCUAUCCACGGAACCCACUGACAGACGGCCGCUGCCCAACGGGGACUACCUCAACAUGUCUCCGGGCGGCGAGGCGGGCACCGCCGGCACCCCGCCGGACUUUUUCUCCUCCGUCGCCUCCCCCGGCGUUGCGGGAGGCAGCGAUGCCCUCAAGGGUGGGCCUGGCUUCUGCUACAGCUCCGUGCCCCGGGCGUGCCACCGGGCUCCUUACACCUGUGUUGGCGGCGACAAUAACGAUCAGUAUGUGCUCAUGAGCUCCCCGGUGGGCCGCAUCCCGGAGGAGAGCAGACUGGAGCCGCAGGCGGGCAGCCACAGCCAGCCUCACCCCGCAGUAGUGCCUUCGCCUCUGCGCCCUGGCGGCAGCCGCCCCGAGGGCUACCUGAGCCAGCGCUGCCGGGCAGUGCGGCCCACGCGCCUGUCCCUGGAGGGGCUGCGGACCCUGCCCAGCAUGCACGAAUACCCCCCGCCGCCGCCCGAGCCCAAGAGCCCCGGCGAGUACAUCAACAUCGACUUUGGGGAGGUGGGCACGCACCUGUCGCCGCCUGCACCCCCGCUGCUGGCGGCAGCUGCCUCAUCCUGCUCGCUCUUGUCGGCUGGUAGCCCGGCCUCAUCACUGGGCUCUGGCACACCGGGCACCAGCAGUGACAGCCGCCAGCGCUCGCCGCUCUCGGACUACAUGAACCUCGACUUUUGCUCCCCUAGGUCACCCAGGCCGGGCACGCAGGGCAGCGGCGACACCGUGGGCUCCUUGGACGGCUUGGUGUCGCCCGAGGCCACUGGAACGUACCCACCGCUGCCCCCGCGCCCCUCCACCUCGCCUUCCUGCUCCUUGCAGCAGCCCCCAUCUGUGCCCUCACCCGCAGCCCGACCGCCACAAUCACCCGGGGAACUGCACUGCCUGCCCCCUGCGCAGGCUGCGGCCCGGGCCCCGGGUCCCAGCACCGCUGCCGUCUCGGAGGCUGCUGACGGCGGGGACUACACCGAGAUGGCCUUCGGCAUGGCCGCCACCUCGCCCCAGCCCAUCGCGGCGCCCCCGAAGCCGGAAGGCGCGCGAGUGGCCAGCCCCACGGCAGGGCUCAAGAGGCUGAGUCUCAUGGAGCAGGUGUCCGGGGUCGAGGCCUUCCUGCAGGCCGGCCAGCCCCCGGAUCCACACCGUGGCGCCAAGGUCAUUCGCGCAGACCCUCAGGGAGGCCGGCGUCGCCACAGCUCGGAGACCUUCUCGUCCACCACCACCGUUACCCCGGUGUCCCCGUCCUUCGCGCACAACCCGAAGCGCCACAACUCGGCCUCGGUGGAAAAUGUGUCUCUCAGGAAAAGCAGCGAGGGCGGCGGGCCCAUCGGGGCGGCGGGCGAGGAGCCCCCCGCGUCCCCGCGCCAGGCACAGCCAGCUCUAGCAGUGCCCCCGCUUCCCGCGCAGGCACGGGUCUGGACCCCCGGCCUACCCGGCGUUGGCGGUGCCCCCAUGCGCAGAGAGACAUCCGCUGGCUUCCAGAAUGGCCUCAACUACAUCGCCAUCGACGUGCGCGACGAGUCUGGGCUGUCUGCGCAGCACCAACACGCGCCGUCCGCGGCCGACAGGAGCUCCUGGGGCAGGACCCGCAGCCUCGGAGGCCUCAUCGGUGCCGUGGGAGGCAGCGGCACGGGCCCUCUGCCCUCAGCCAACGCCUAUGCUAGCAUCGAUUUCCUGUCGCACCGCUUGAAGGAGGCCACCGCGGUGAAAGAGUGAAGGCUGCACAGCCAGACUGCAGCCAGCGUCUGCCUGACCGGAAGCCACUUCGCGUCCCCCUUUGGAUCUGAGCAAUGACCAUGGUUGUAAGGGCUGUGGGCUGCGCUGGCCAGGAGCCGGCACAUGGCGGGUAUCACCUCAUCAUGCUGGUUGUUAUUCUCAUUAUUAUUAUUAUUUUAAGAAACAAAAGUGUGACAUGAGCAGGAGGCGUGAUUCUCCAAACACUUGCCUGUUCCCAGUGGCCCCUGAGCUAGGGCCAGCGUCUUCAUUUCCUCUCUGCUGGUAUUGACGAGGCUGAGGCGCGCAUCCUUCAGCAUGCUAGGAGAUGCUCAGCCAACACCCAGGGGAGUGGUCAAAGCUGGUGUGGACCAGUGUCUUCUGAAAGCUACCACAGUCCUACCUCAGUUCCAGAAACAGCCUGAGCGGCGUGGCUCCCCAGCCAGGCACCUGCCACGUGGGACUGCCGCUGCCCCACGGGAGACCACGUCGGCAUUGGGCCCUGCAGGAGGAUCAGUAAGUGGCGGUUACCCUCCCCCGCCCCGGCCGUUGCCACUGCAGCAGCCGCUAGGGGAGGGAAGGGCCGCCCAUCUCUGCCCUUGCUAGACUGGCUCGUAUCUUCUCUGCGUGGCUGUGUUUCUGUAGGUCCCUUGAUUGUAGACGCCUUUGAUGCUGCCUGCGUGCUCACACGUCCCUGCCAUGCGGGACCUGAGCCUUGCAUUUCUCUAACAACAACAACAACAAAAUCCACACAGGCGUGCUCGCCAUUCGAGGGUGGCCAGGGUUGGGAGAUUUCAUUUAAGCAACAGCAGCAACAGCAGCAGAUGUGUUCUCUUCAAUGCUAGGGCGUGAGCCAGCACGGCUGCCCCCAAAACAGAACAACUAAAAAGGAAGGAAAAACUGGCGAAAAAUAUAAAAGACAUUCCAGCCCUCACGUCAGUCACGGAUAAAGAAGAAAAGAAAUCUCAUGGUACGUGUGGGCCGGUGGGGCCGGCUCUUGACUGGGCUAGCCUCGUCCCACAGCUCUUGACUGGGCUAGCCUCGUCCCACAGCUCUUGACUGGGCUAGCCUCAUCCCACGUUGACUGGGCUAGCCUCGUCCCACGUUUAUAAUGUUUCUCAGCAUCGCAGUGUUGUGGCCAUGACCACAGAUCUCACCCGGACCUGCUGGACCUGCCAGUGGAACAUCUUGUCACCUUGCUGCUGCCUGGGCUCCCGUUGCCGAAGCACCUGUCACCUAGAGGUUACACUAACCCAGUGGAGGUGGAAGUUGUUGAUUUGUUUUUUGAAAGUUGUGUUUUUUUGUUUUUUGUUUGUUUUUGGUUUGGUUUUGGUUUGGCUCUUGUUUUCAUUUUGGAGAUAAAUAUAUAUAUAUAUAUAAAUAGAGAAAUCUAUAUCACUAUAGAAUAAUGCAUUAAUAAAUUGAGGCUUUUGUAGAGGAAGACCAAAAAAAAAUCCGAUGUCUUAAAAAUAUCAUUAGGAAAGGCAGUGCAGGAGCCUUCCUGCUCCCGUGCCGGACAUCUGGGAGGGAAGACGGCAUUGCCCGACGAAGCUGAAUGUCACGGGGUGAGCCUGCACACCCAAGGCUUUGCUCUCCUGCUAGACGAAGACUGAGUGCAGUGCGUGGCUCUCUGCGAAGACGCACUGACAGUCCUCAGGUUUCUGCUCAGUUAGGGGACUGUGACUCGGGGGAGGGUUCUGCUGCCCCCCCCGCUCCCUGCCCCAGGGACCCCCAGGACCGCCCCGGGUGCAUCUUUCAUUUCCCUGUGUACCAAGCGUAGCCGUGACACUAUACAAACGGUUCACGUUCAUCCCGUAACUUAAAGCAGGACGCGAAAGUGUUAAGAUACUAAAUUCUCUAUCCUGUACAUUUCAAAAAAGAGAGAGAAAGGCAUAUGCAAUAUUUACAUUUUUAAUUUAGUUUACAGAAUGGAACCAAAAUGUAUAAAUGUUAUGUUUGCUAAAACUUCACAAUGUAUAUUGGGUCUUUGUACAUUUUGCCUGACUGACCUUAAAUUUAAAAUAUUUUUUGCUAUAUAAACUUUAACAGUUAUUAAAGCAGUGUUUUCUUUUUUGGGUACGUAUCAUUUCUGGGUAUCAAGAUGUUAAAUAUAUUUCUUGCUAUUGUGAUAUGACAAGAGACUUCACUUAUCUUGCUCUGUCUUCCACUGUACACGCUGUAUAUAGGGCCAGAGACAGAAUAAAGCGGACUGUCCUAACGCA